Molecule: messenger RNA, 1173 nt
Organism: Fusarium sp. VM40
Lineage: Eukaryota; Fungi; Ascomycota; Sordariomycetes; Hypocreales; Nectriaceae
Source: the annotation of a GenBank genome assembly
AUGACCGAUAAGAAGAACGAGGACUAUGUCGUCCGUAUGGGCGACGACAACUAUGAUAAAAACGAGAAGCCUCUAUUCAAGCCUCGAGCAUCGCCUCCGGCUGCUUAUGGGUCAAGCCCAAUCAACGGCAUCGAACAGAUAGAAAAGAGCCCGCCCUUGUCCAUCGCGGCCUAUUGCUUGUCUUCGAUCAGUAUGACCGUUGUGAACAAGUAUGUGGUUUCAGGCAGCUUCUGGAACCUCAAUUUUUUCUAUCUGACUGUUCAGGCUGUUGUGUGUAUUGGCACAAUUACUCUUUGCAAGCAGCUAGGCAUGAUCAAGGUUCUUGCUCCCUUCGAUAUCGACCGCGCAAGAAAAUGGUUCCCUAUCUCUCUUCUCCUCGUCGGCAUGAUCUACACUAGUACAAAGUCGCUGCAGUUCCUUUCGGUCCCCGUUUAUACGAUCUUCAAGAAUUUGACCAUUAUUGUCAUUGCAUAUGGCGAGGUACUCUGGUUUGGUGGCAGCGUCACCCCACUGGCCUUACUCUCGUUCGGCCUCAUGGUUCUGAGCUCGAUCGUCGCCGCUUGGGCCGAUAUCCAGAGCGCAAUAAACGGCGAUUUCGGCACCGGUGACUCUGCUGCUGCUGUAUCUACGCUCAACGCUGGGUACGCAUGGAUGGGCAUGAACGUGUUAUGCAGUGCGGCCUACGUGCUCGGCAUGCGCAAGGUCAUCAAAAAGAUGAACUUUAAGGAUUGGGACACCAUGUACUACAACAACCUCCUGACGAUCCCUGUUCUUGUUAUCUGCUCGCUUCUCACCGAAGACUGGUCCGCCUACAACUUCUCUCGCAAUUUCCCUGACGAUACCCGUAACAAGAUCAUCAUUGGCAUGAUCUACUCUGGCCUUGCCGCUAUCUUCAUUUCGUACUGCUCCGCCUGGUGCAUUCGCGUCACAUCCUCAACCACAUAUUCGAUGGUUGGCGCCCUGAACAAACUUCCUAUUGCAAUCAGCGGCCUUGUCUUCUUCUCGGCCCCAGUCACUUUCGGCAGCGUGUCUGCCAUCUUCAUUGGCUUCGUGAGUGGGCUCGUCUACGCUUGGUCUCGCGUGCGACAAUCAAUGUCGUCUGGAGGCUCACUACCUACCGUACGACCUACAAUGAGUGCCAGUGCCAAGAGCAACCGUGAUGCCAAUUCUUAG